This is a messenger RNA of Crotalus tigris (Tiger rattlesnake), 1047 nucleotides long. RefSeq names its product translation initiation factor IF-2. The record is from RefSeq and is a predicted model, not a curated record. NCBI's taxonomy places the organism in Eukaryota, Metazoa, Chordata, Lepidosauria, Squamata, Viperidae.
GGUGCCAGCCCCGCAUCCUCCCUUACUGGCACAACCAGAGAGUCGCCAGGGGAGGCCUUUCAAGUGCAGGGAGCCAGCCCUGCUGCAGCGCCAACGGGGCCCUGGCCAGCCGCCCAAAGCCAAGCGGGCGGGGACAGGUCCGGCUUGCCCUCCUCGGCAACGACCCAGCACCAGCGGCCUUGGGGCAGCCCGGCAACGUGCCCCCCCAGAGGCCGCCUUUCCUCCGACCCUCUGCGCGUGCGUGCGUGUAUGGGGGGGUUAAGGGGCGGCCGAGCCAAAGCAUCGCCGCGCUCCUGUGCGGUUGUCCUCGCUGAGAGCCCUCGUAGCGCUCACCGCGGAAGGGGCCGGCGCGCCCUGCCUCCCGACCCGGUGACGAGCAGUCGGUGCCCGGCAGUGACAGAGCAGCGGGGACAACGGAGAGGGUGGCCGGAGCAGAGCGGGGAACCGGAUCGACGCAGCCGACCGGGCGGCUACCCGCGGCCACAAAGGCAGGCGCAUGCGCGCUUCGCCCACCACCUUACCCUCGGCGUUAAGCGCGCCGAAGCGCCGGGCAGGCGCGGCCGGGCUGGGCCCGCUGCUACUUGGCGGCAGUCGGUGGCUGCUCAGCCGAGGGCAUUUCGCCCGAAUGAGGGCGGGGCUGCCCACGGGAGUCUCCCAUCGGCCAGAGCAGCCCCUGAAUAUCGAGCCCUCUCGGCCUGCGGGACCGCCUGUCCGGCACCCAGCCCUCGCCCGGCUGGGAAAGGCCGAAGAGCGCAGCGCAAACGCGGAGAAAGGUCGCGCGAAGUCUCCGGCCAGCGCCGUCAUGCCGGCCCGAGCAACGGAGAGCAGCGCCCGACCGGCUCGGACCCUCCUCCGCCGAGGCCGCCGCAGGGACCCCGUCGGGGAAGGCGCCCCGCCGACGCCCAUCGAGCGCGGCUUCCCGGACUCGGCCGUCGGUUGUCCCGCGGGAGGCCUGGCCGUGAGAAGCGAGGCGAGGCUCUCCGGUCUCGAGCCGAGCGAGGCCGGCAGGUGUAGCGGCCCUUCUCCCGCCCCUUCGCAACCCCAGCA